Molecule: messenger RNA, 942 nt
Organism: Haemonchus placei
Lineage: Eukaryota; Metazoa; Nematoda; Chromadorea; Rhabditida; Trichostrongylidae
Source: the annotation of a GenBank genome assembly
AUGAAGGAACUCAGCUUCGUUAUGCAUGUAUUAUUCAGUGGCUCUUGGAAAUCAAAAACCUUCAAGCAGUAUAACUUUAAUGCACUUGGUGUGCAGCCUCCGUGCGGUCAUCUGCAUCCUUUGAUGAAGGUACGAUCAGAAUUCCGACAGAUUUUCUUCUCAAUGGGUUUCUCAGAAAUGCCUACAAAUCGCUAUGUGGAGAGCUCAUUCUGGAAUUUCGAUGCACUUUUCCAACCUCAACAACAUCCCGCGAGGGACGCUCAUGACACGUUUUUUGUCUCAGAUCCUGCAUUGAGUACCAAAUUUCCAAUGGAUUAUCUUGAACGCGUGAAGACCGUUCAUUCGAAAGGUGGAUAUGGCUCUGCUGGAUAUAACUAUGAUUGGAAGAUUGAGGAGGCGCAGAAAAACGUACUACGCACACACACGACCGCAGUUUCAGCGCGACAGCUUUUCAAGCUCGCUCAAGAGGGUUUCAAACCAACGAAGAUGUUUUCCAUUGAUCGAGUUUUCCGAAAUGAGACACUGGAUGCCACCCAUCUUGCUGAAUUCCAUCAGGUCGAAGGUGUUAUUGCUGAACGCAAUUUAUCUCUAGCUCAUCUUAUAGGGGUAUUCACAGAAUUCUUCAAAAAACUCGGUAUUGAAAAUCUUCGUUUCAAGCCGACUUAUAACCCUUACACUGAACCGUCUAUGGAAAUCUUUGCCUAUCAUAGUGGAUUGAAGAAAUGGGUCGAGAUUGGAAACUCCGGAAUGUUCCGACCAGAAAUGUUAUUACCAAUGGGUUUGCCCCCAGACGUGAAUGUUGCUGGAUACGGACUAUCACUGGAAAGACCCACAAUGAUUCGAUACGGAAUCGACAACAUUAGGGAUAUGUUUGGGCCCAAAGUAGAUCUAGAAAUGAUCUACAACGGGCCUAUUUGUCGGCUCGACAAGGUCAAAAGCUGA